AUGGCAGUUACAUCCUUCCCCUCCGAUUCCGCCGUGGAAUCGGUAAAACAGACCGUGCGGUCGGUGUCAACAUGCUCGAAUGCCACCGUGUUAUCGCUCCAAACGCUCUUCCGGAGCCCAGCAGAUGUCGAAAGUGCAACGGUGAAGAAAGUAGGGAGGUCUGCGAAAGCUACGAAUUUAAAUACAACGGCCGCGUCGAGGGCGAAGACCUCACGGACGAGAACGACGACGAAGACGAAAACGUCUACACAAGAAACUGGACUUAAUACGCUCGGCGAGUCGCGGUUAUCAAACCAAGAGAAACUAGUGCUGGCGACAGAGGUGUUUAAUACGACAUUGAAGACUCUUUCAGAUGCGGUGAAAACAUCGGCACCAAAGUUGAAAGAACGGAAGGAAUUAAGUCCCGUGAAACGGGGGACGAAGUCAAACCGGUCAAAACCAACGCAAGCGGAGGAACGGACAUCGACAGAGACGGAGAAUGGGGUUUCAGCAGUCGGGGAGUGCGCGAGACUAUCACUCUCGUGUCUGCGGUUGUUGAAAAGCGAAUCAGGAACUGGAGGACAAGGAGAUGGAAUGCCAAAUAUGCAGCUCGAACAAGGUGCGUGUAUUUUGGCGGGCAGACUCUUAGGCCUGGGCCUCAACGACAUGGCGUAUAAAGAGCUGAGGGGGCUCAAGAGGCGAAUCCAGCAGUAUCUUGAUGCGCUGGCGAGCGGUAGCAAGAAGGCGGGGAAAAAGGAUGCUCGUGAUGCGGAAGCCGAAGAAGCAGCUAAAGAACGGAUGUCAGACCUUUUGUCUUUCUCGGACAUCUCAAACGCUCGGUCGGUUCAUGGUCUACUCGUGUCGUUCCAGUCGAAUGCGUUACGCUUAAUAUCGGCGGAGAAACGAGCCGCUACCAUCCAGAAACUCGUUCCAUCCCUUCAACUGGCCGACAAAAGUAGCCCGGCUAGUGUGAUAUUGGCGGCCAUCGAAUCGGGAGCACUAACCAAGGACAAAGGGGCAGUUCAACUUCAGUUGUUAUCGAGUACCGUUUCGUCUCUUUCCGCACAAAACAGCAAUGCAAACACCGGAAAGGACCGCUUGAAGCCGGUAACGCUUUUGACUCUACAGCUCCUAUCGCUUGAGAUCCGAUGUAUGUCUUGGAAGAUAUCUGGUCAUGUCUGUGAGGAUGGCAAGGAGAUGUGGGAUCCCUUGGCACGAUACAUCGGGGCUUUUGCACAGGCGACAAAAAGCAUUGAGAAGGUCGAAUUUGCUUCCAUAUACAAGACCAUAGUUCGACUCCAGUCUGCUUUUGCGAAGACGCAGACCCGUUCCUCGACGAACUUCAAGGAUAAUUUGUCAGUCGCCCGGAUUGCCACUAUCCUGGGGCAGCUCGCCCAGGACGCAGGGUGCUUCAAGGAAGCCCUACAGCUUUUCACGGAAUCUCUUCAACCAUUAUCUAAUGGCCAGUGUCUAGGAUUGGCUACCGUUCGGUGCAAGAUUGCGACACUUCAUUUUCAAGCGAUUAAGUCAUCAGCGAAACUCGAUGGGCAGGUAUCCGAAGCAGUUUCCGAAGCAACCACUGCCCUUAGCCUUCCACUAAGAGGAAGCUCGCAUGAUCUAGAUGAGCUUCUGGUCGAGGCAGCUAAGCUGAAGAAGCUUGCCAUGGGUUGGUUUGGCGAUAUAGUAUCCAAGGAGCAGGCCUCACAACACGAAAAUGCUACCUUCCCACGAAUAUACGAAUAUUUGAAUGCUUUUGUGCGCUUCUUGCGACGCUAUAUUGGACGCCGACCUGCGGACGACGAAAUGAAAGACCAAGAAGGGUUCCAGAAACGCAUCUAUACCGCCCAGAAUAUUCUAUUCGCAGCUGUGGAUUCUACUGUCGCCAUUGGAAGACUAUCGGUCAUGUCUCAGCGCCCGCCUUGGGAUGAGAUAGUUUCCACGCUACUUGAUUGCCAACGCCUUAUCAUGACGAUCGAGCCUUCCGAAGAGAACCCGGCAACCGCUGAUUCUAUUGGCAUGGCCCUCGUGAAAUUGUCGAAUCUUUUCUGGUCUCGAUAUCUCAAAGAAAAAGAGGCUGGCAAGAGUGCCCGUGAAAUUCUGCCGCUGUUGAAACAAUCCGCCAAUUUGCUUUCUGGGUGUUCGCCUUCUCAACGGACGACUGGUUUCGCUCCCCUCAAAUACGAAAGACUAGCACAUACGUAUAUUGAGGGAAAUUGCAUUUCGGAGGCAGAGGCCGCUUUUUGCCAAUCUAUUAGCGAACAUAUUGCCACCGGAGCUCUCGACAAGAUUACUUCUAGUACGGAUGGGUGCUUCCCCCAUCAAAUUAGUCACGACCCAAAACGCAGCGAGUUCACCCUUGGACGAGUUUUUUCGGCCUAUCUCAAAGUGAAGCUGCGGAAUAAGCGAUCUGUGGUGAACGAGAUCUUCGAUGACGAUGCCCUUCCUACUGCCCAACGAGGUCACGUUCUGGAGUGGCAGUUGGGCAUUCUAACGGAGAUCCAGUCCGUUGCAAACAGUGAGCACAUAUUCCGCUCCGUUGUCACUGAGAUCGUGUCGAGACUUUUGGACGUUUACCCGGCGGCGCAACACCCAAUUCGGCGGCUUCGGGUUGUUUUGUGCGGAUUGCGCUUUGCACUGGAGCAGCCCGGGUCUUUGGAUCCAGAACUUAUUGAGCGAUUUGUUGCCGAGGGGCGACAAGGGGUAAACGGCAAUGACCACCAAGACGACAAAGAUAUAGCUGCUCUAGCCACGCAUGUCCAGAACUCGGUUCGCCUCACAUUGGGCCUUCUUGAAGGUACCCUCGGACCUGAACAGCUGACUUCGAUCAUAUCAUCCUGGAAUGCGAUGCUGCAAGACUGUACUGAGUUGAAGUCUCUCGUAUCAUGCGUCGGCAACGUCGAGUACUAUCUGCUUCAGAUGAAAGCUGUUGUCGACUACACCGAAAUUCAUGGUCUCUGGAAAUUUCAACUUUCCACGCUGGAGUUGGUAUUGCGUGUUACCGAGCUACAGGGAGUUGGAGCAUUCUCCGAGGCUAUUGUCGUUCUCUCCCGACUUGUUCUGCAAUAUUGCCGCCUCGGGUUUUGUACUAACGCGCGUUCUCUCCUUAGUCGGGCAGACAGCUAUAUUACACAGCAUGAAGUCUCUUGCUUGGCGAGGUUAUCGUAUGACUUGGCUCGCGUGGGAUUCUACCUUGAAACCGGUGAUAACGAAAAAGCGGCGAGUGUCCUUUCGGCGGCUAGGAUGCUCUAUGAGAACAAUCAAUCAGUGGAAGACGUCAACGAUUGCUCGGUGCUAACCAAGAUUUCUUGGGAAAGAUUAGUUGCUGAUGCAGCUUCUAUGAGUUCGCGACUAUCCUUCGCCCAAGGCUCGAUCAAGGAUGCUCUCUACUUUGCCAAACUGUCCGUUAGGUUAAACUGCAGGAUAUGGGCAAAGGUUGAGAAGCUUGCCCAGAAGAAACAGGAAAAGGCUAUUGCUGGCGAUAGCUCCGAACUCGAGAUUGUUGUCGAGGGAAUGGCAAAGCUUGAGGUAUCGAAAACAUCGUCGACCUAUUCCCAAGGGGCCCCAUUCUGGCCGCAUAUCGGGUCGCAUCACAGUUCGUUGCUCCAUCUGGCCAACUUGUCCGCACACCAUGGAUUGUUCCAAGAUGCCAUAUACUAUGGGGAGCAAGCCUUGAAAAUUAACAAGUCUUUGAAUGCCAACGUUCGUUUGAUCGCUUCCCAAGCGCAGCUAGGUUCUCACUGGAUUCUUGGCGGCCAUAUUUCUGAGGGCCAAGAACUUCUCGAAUCUGCUAAAGAAUCAGCCCUGCAGCUUGAAAGCAGCAUUGAGCUUGUUUCACUGCAGGUAAGCCUCGCCGCACUUCAUAGAGUGGAAGGCGAUUAUCGCAGUGAGUACAGGACUCUUCGAGAGGCAGAGAAGCUUAUGGGCGGCCUUUUUGAGACUAAGCCGACAAUUGAAUCUGCAGAUGUGCCUCAAUUGGAGGAAAAAAUGGAUAAACUACGGAUUCGGCCAAAGAGUAGGUCGACUAGGCAAACCGCCGCGGCAUCAACCAGGAAAACUCGCAGCGGAACAACCUCUGCACGAAGUACUCCCAAGCCACCACCGAGUACUGAAGCGACACCAAUUGAUUCGAACACACUACUUCAUGUGAAGAGUGAGAUACUUCGGCAACAGGCUGGGUCUUUACGUGCACAGCGCGAGUUUGAGAAAGCCUCCGGGUUGCUGAAUGACGCCCGGAAGCUCGCCGUGACAAGAGAUAGCAAGAUAUCGGUACAUAUUGGAGAGAGUGAGCACCUUCUCGCGGACGCCAUUCGACACUUUGCCAGCCAUGCAGUAUACUGUGUUCUUCCAGAAUCGACGAUUUCUCUGCCCUCACUGCAACCGAGCGGGGCCACCGGUGAGACAGGCACCAGCAAACCAACCACAUCACGUAGAGCUAGGGCAACUACCAGAGGAACCCGGUCGAAAGCUCAGCCUGCAGCGGAGGAUUUUUCUGUUAUGCUAUCCAAGGCUGGCAUCUGCUUGAACGACAUUUUCGACACCGCCACCCAUCUCGGGUCUACGCUGGAUAGUCAUUGUGCAUCUCGGCUGAUGAGCCGCAUCUCCAUGCUGUCUCAUGCUACUGCAUCUCAAAACCAAAUUGCUUGGCCGGAGUCCCCAGCAACGAUGAACGAGAUUGGUCGCAUUGGCGCAUUUGCGAGGGAACGAGCUGCUAUUGGUAUCGAUAAGCAGUUGGCUGAUUACUGUGAUCCCCUGCUUUGGCCGCGCUCAGCAUUGCUUCAGUCGGAGGACGUGGGCUCUGAUUUCACCGAAGAGUACGUCGACAUACUUCCGGAUAACUGGAAUGUUCUCUCCCUGUCCCUCAGCACAGAUCAAACCGAAUUUGUUGUUUCGCGUUUGCAUCAAGGUCGCUCACCGUUCCUGCUACGCCUUCCUCUUCGACGCGGCAAUGCUGAAGAUGAAGAAGAGCAAUUUACGUUUGAGGAUGGCAGGGAUGAAAUGAAAGAGCUUAUCCAGUUGGCUAAUGAGAGCGCUCACGCUGCGAAGUUGCAAGUCGACCGACAAGCUAAGAAGGGAUGGUGGAAGAACCGGGAGGCGCUUGAUCGCAGGAUGGAAAACCUACUACAGAACAUUGAGAACGUCUGGUUUGGAGGUUUUAGAGGAAUAUUCUCCCCUAUCCCGCAUGACACUAAAUCUCUUUGCAGAUUUGCAAGCUCUUUGGAGAAUGUUCUUGAUAAGCACCUCCCUUCGAGGCAGAAGGGAAGUCGAGCGGAAGGCCCGAAGUUGACGCUGCAUCCCAACGUGUUGGAAUUGUUUGUUGGUGUUAAAGGAUUGGACGAACAGGAGGAUCCGGAGGAUACGCUGAUGGAUCUGCUUUACUUUGUUGUGGAUAUCCUACAGUUCCAGGGCGAGCGCAACGCGUACGAUGAAGUUGACUUUGACAUGAUGGUUGUUGAGACAUUGGAUGCCGUUCGGGCUUAUCAUGAGACAGCGGCAAGCAAUGGUGCCCGGCAGCAGCGGCCGAAUAACACCGUCCUUGUUCUGGAUAAGUCUCUACACUUGUUCCCGUGGGAGUCGCUGCCCUGUCUACAAGGACUUCCAGUCUGCCGAGUGCCGUCCCUAGAAUGUCUUCGCGAACGGGUGUUGCAGUUCCGUUCCCAGAAAAAGACCGCCCUAGGGAUUGACCGCCACAACGGCACCUACAUUCUCAAUCCCACCGGUGAUCUACAGACGACCCAGGGAACCUUUGAGACAGGCCUGUCUAACCUUAAAGGCUGGAGUGGUGUCGUUAAUCGCCAACCCUCAGAAGAAGAGUUCAGCAGUGGCCUCGACUCCAAGAGUCUAUUCCUAUACUUCGGGCACGGAAGCGGUGCGCAAUAUAUCCGGGGUCGUACAAUAAAGCGGCUCGAUCAAUGCGCAGUGACCUUCCUCAUGGGCUGCAGUAGCGGCACUCUGACAGAGGCCGGCGAGUAUGAGCCGUAUGGAACGCCGAUGAAUUACCUCCAGGCUGGAUCUCCGGCCUUGGUGGCUACGCUGUGGGAUGUCACGGACAAGGACAUUGAUCGGUUUGCCAAGGCGACUUUUGAGAAUUGGGGGCUGUUGGGCUCUGGUCCAGACCAAUGCGGAGAAGGGGGAGUUGUUGGAGACGAUGACGCUAAAGUUGCUCUUGAUGCAGCGGUUUCACAGGCACGACGCGCUUGCGUGUUGAAGUAUUUGAACGGCGCGGCGCCGGUGGUUUAUGGCGUUCCUGGUAUUUUUCUAGAGUAA
Aspergillus puulaauensis is the source of this 6243-nucleotide messenger RNA. Its product is annotated as C50 family peptidase. Gene Ontology annotation, biological process: proteolysis; meiotic chromosome separation. The record is from RefSeq and is a predicted model, not a curated record. Lineage: Eukaryota; Fungi; Ascomycota; Eurotiomycetes; Eurotiales; Aspergillaceae. The transcript has a single exon. Gene Ontology annotation, cellular component: mitotic spindle pole body; centrosome; nucleus. Gene Ontology annotation, molecular function: cysteine-type endopeptidase activity; protein binding. The coding region runs from base 1 to 6243 and encodes 2080 amino acids.